Molecule: messenger RNA, 8798 nt
Organism: Maylandia zebra (zebra mbuna)
Lineage: Eukaryota; Metazoa; Chordata; Actinopteri; Cichliformes; Cichlidae
Gene: mecp2
Product: methyl CpG binding protein 2
Biological process (GO): negative regulation of transcription by RNA polymerase II
Cellular component (GO): nucleus; heterochromatin
Molecular function (GO): double-stranded methylated DNA binding; chromatin binding; methyl-CpG binding
Source: RefSeq, a predicted model, not a curated record
UGGAGAUGGAGUCCGAGGGGGCGGGGUGCAGCAGGAGGGAGCAGAGAUGUUUGGAGCUUUUUUUUUAAUAUAAAAUUAUUUAUUUAAAUAAAAAUGGCCGCCGUGGAGAGCGGAGAGGAGAGACUGGAGGAGGGGCAAGAAGGUGAUGAAGGACCUAUUGAACCCCAGGCCCCAAGGAAGGAAAAAGACAGGUCCAAGACCAAGAAACCCCGCAGGGAACGUCGUCAUGCUGAGCGGGGGACGGAGACCAUGGCCUCAGCUUCAACCUCAACAGCACAGCAGCCACAGACAGGGUUGGAGCAACAGACCCAGAUGUCAGAGCCAGUGGCCGGUCCCUCAGAGCCAGGGUCAGAGUCUGCAGGUGGUAGCGAGUCUGCCGGAUCUUCCAGGCAGCGGCGCUCCAUCAUUCGGGACCGAGGGCCGCUGUAUGAUGACCCAUCUCUGCCCGAAGGCUGGACCCGCAAACUGAAACAGAGAAAGUCUGGACGCUCUGCUGGGAAGUUUGAUGUCUACCUAAUCAACUCGGAGGGGAAAGCGUUUCGUUCCAAGGUGGAGCUUAUUGCCUACUUCCAAAAGGUUGGUGACACAACAACCGACCCUAAUGAUUUUGACUUUACUGUUACUGGGCGUGGGAGCCCCUCCCGCCGUGAGAAGCGCCCACCCAAGAAACCAAAGGUGGUGAAACCAUCGGGGCGUGGUCGUGGGAGGCCCAAAGGCAGUGGGAAGAUGAGGCAGGCUACAGAAGGAGUGGCAAUGAAACGUGUGGUUGAGAAAACUCCGGGCAAACUGCUGGUCAAGAUGCCCUUCGGCAAAGCAGAGACCUCCACUGGCACCACGACCACCACCUCAAAGGUGGUGUCUCCUGCCUUGGUGACCAAGUCCCGCCCUGGCAGAAAGAGGAAAUCAGAACAAGAACUUCCGCCUCCACCACAGACUGCCCCCAAGAAACGGGGCAGGAAACCAGCGUCAGCCUCCACAGCAGCAUCAGUCGCCACAGCAUCCACCUCCGCUGCAUCAGCCUCUGGUAGCUCAACAGCAGGAAGUUACGCUGCAGCUGCCAUCUUGGCUGCUGAGGCCAAACGGAGAGCAGCUAAGGAGUCUUCCACCAAACCUGUUGUCCAGGAAACAGCUCUGCCAAUCAAAAAACGUAAAACGAGAGAGACAGUGGAGGAAAGGGAGAGUGUGCAGACUCCAAUGGCUACAACAACAGAGACUGGAAAGUCAACAGCGGCCGAGGAGGAGAGCAGUACAAUGGCAGGAGGUCCAAGCUCAGAGCCUGAGCCCGCCCCCUCUGAGCAGAGCCAGUCACAAUCACAGAAGCAGCCUUCUGCUUCAGAUGACAGCCAACCACAUGGACACAAGACACAUAAAGGGCGGAAGCACAAGGACAAAUCAGGAGAGGCAACAGGUGAUGGUGUAACCAAAGGGGAAGAAGUAGGUGAAGAUGUAAGCGAUAAGGGAGGAGAGGGGGGAUUGGGUGGAAGGGGUAGCAGUAGCAGCAGUAGCACUAGUCCGUCAAAAAGCCACAAAAGGAAGGAGCGAACACCUCACAAGCACCACCAUCACCACCACCACCAUCAUCAGCAUCGCCACCAACAAUCCACUGUCUCAACAUUGGAUGAACCUUCUCCUCCUCCUCCACCCUCUGGACACCCAGCACCUUCUAGCCAGUCCAAGCCUGACAUUGAGCCUCAGACUGUGCCUCAGCUCACCUCCCAACAGUCGCAGCACACCCAGCAAGCUCUUCCCAGACCGCAGUCCAAGUCUGCACCACAGUCCCUGCCCGAACCUCGACAUCCUACCCUGCAACCACGCUACCAGCCCCAGUUUCCCCAUGAGUCCCAAGCCCAGAGUCGUUACCCAGCACCCCAGUCCUCUCCUACCCGACACGGCCUGACACAACCACGGCCCCAACAGCCCCCAUCCCAAACCCACAGUCAGCCUCAGGCUGCCAACCAGAAAGUUCCCUCACAACCUGUUCAUUCCUCAACCCAACACCGAACCCAGCUUCAGAGUCAGCAUACGCAACCUCAGUCACAUCCUCCUCAGUGCCCCUCCAUCCUGCACAUCCAUCCGCACCAAACAAGGCAUCCACAUCCACAAACUACAUCCCCCACAGCACCCCAACCUCAAACCCAGUCAAGGCACCCAUCUCAACUCCAAACCCAGCUCAAACAACAAUCUCAGCCCCAGCCCCGACAGUCACUUCAGCCUCAAAUUCAAUCCCAGGCCAGGACCCCAACUCAAGCUCAGAGUCAGUCCCAAUCCAGGCCUCCAGCCCAACCUCAGUCUCAGUUGCAGCCCAGAACCUCGGGCCAAACGCAGCCUCAAACCCAAUCCAGAACCCCAGUCCAGUUGCAACCCCUAUCCAGGACUCCAGCCCAAUCACAAUCAGCACCCCAAUCCAGGACCCCAUCCCAAAUGCCGUCGACACUCCACGCUAGGACCCCAACCCAAACUCAUCCUCAACCUCAGUCCAGAAACCAAGGUCAAAUGCAGCCUCAAUCCCAGUCCAGGACCCUAGCCCAAAUGCAGCCUCAAUCCCAGCCCAGACCUCAAACCCAAAUGCAGCCACAAGCCCAGUCUAGAACUUCAGCCCAACCUCAACCUCACCUGCAACCCAGACACCAAGUGCAACCACAGACAAGGCCCCCAUCACAACAUCAACUCCAGACUCAAUACAGACCACAAUCCAGUCAAUCUCUCUCCCAGCCUAGGCCGCCCCAGUCCCAACCCCAGUCCCAAGCACAACCACACUUUCAGCGGAUCCAACCACAGCUGCGCUCCCAGCCACACUCUCAGCUUACCAGGCCAAACGUGCAGCACCUCUCAUCCAGCCGACCAUCUUCCAGCCUAACCAGGACCAACCUCGUCCCUGCUCAGCAAAACCAGAGCGAACAGCCACAAGACCUGAGCACCACAAGGCCUGGCAGAGGGAGCCUGAUCCCGAGCCGAGACGUCAGCGUGGAAGGGGUUAGGACAGAGGGGAGAGGGGAGCCAGCCAUGCCAUCUGAAAGCAGAGAGGUUUUAGGAGGAGACAGAGGAUCAAACAGCACCUCGAGGCCUCCCAGCUCCAUGCCUCCUGGACCUCCUGGAGUAUCUGGGGCUGGUCACGUGCCUGGGGCAGAUGGUAGGGCUAGGCUCCGGGCAGAGCCAGAGGCAGCAGGUGAGGGUAGGGAGCUCAGAGACAUCGUCCCGCAAUCUGCUGUUCCCUGUCCCAGCCGAGAAGAAACCGUAGAGUCACGGACUGCUGUCAGCGAAAGAGUCAGCUGAUUGGUUGGACUGAUGAACCUGCCGUCUACCAAUAGCCUGACGGACUGAAUCAGCACCAGGCAGAAGAGGAGUAUGACUGGGAUGUCCUUGUAAUGGUUUUUACACCGUUUACAGAUAGAAGGAAAGCGUCACACAGAGCUGGAAGGACUGUCGCAGCUUGUUCUCUGUUUGAUUCUGUCUGGAGACUCUGUAAAGUUCUGGAUUAGAGAACCAACCUGGCGCUGAGGGACACCUCGAGUGGAAAAUGGAUAGUAUCUUUUUUUCUAGGAAAAACAAAUGAAAAGGAAAAACCGAUAAAAAGUGUGUGUGUAUAUAUAAUCAAAAGGCAGCUGUUGUGUCCCGCUAGUCUCCGUGGGGGGGGGGGGGGAGUAGUUUGGAACUAAAAACCAACGCUUAACAACACAUUACUCUGAACGAAACGUUGCUUCCGGAAUAUAACCUGUUUUUUUUAUUUAGUAUUUUGAUAGUUUAUUGUUUUGUCUCUGUUAUACAGCUUUAAAGUCUGAUAUUAUUGACUGACAGUCCCUUACUCAUCGCUGUGCUGCUGACUGACAGUCCCUGACUUUUAACCUGCUCUUAACUCCUCCUGUUGACUGACUGUCCCUUACUGAAACUAGUCCUCGACUGAAAGCCUCAGAGAUGAUGUGAGGCGGCGGUUUGCACCUUAAACUGGUUUCUCGGAAAUCUCAUCAUUUGUUUUCGUCCCCAUUUUCCAUUAAGCUAACAAUAAACAGAGAGGGGGCACUAAUGUUUUCCAUCCAUUUUCAGAAUGCCUCCUACAAGUAGUGAAUCUAAUCUGUGAGUAUUUAUACCCAAUUCGUGACUGUACUCGGCCAUGAUUUUGAGUCAUUCUGAAUACCGUCUAAAAUGUCUGAACAGUGUGAGGAGUUCUUGAUUCCUCUUAGCAGAGUCAGUUGCUUGGCGGAAAAAAAAAGCCUCCUCAUUGGUUUUUCCAAGUAUGUCCAACAGAGCAAGUUGUUCUUCCAGGAUGAAUCUGUUUUCCGUAGUCUUUUGUUUCCAAAGGAAGCACUUUUAAUGUCAAACCAAACCCACUUUCACAGUAGCUUUAUUUUAGUUUUUAGUCUUAAUGAAAGAGUGGGAAAUUACUUAUUUUUAUUGUGUCUUCGUGUUGAAUAUCUGGAACAGUUUGCACUCCUCCAGUUUGUACAAUCAACCGCCUGCAUGUCGCUCGGAGACCCUGCAGGCCUUCAACCAGAGCGCACCUACGCAGAGGUCAACCCUGCCAGGUUUUACUGUCGUCUAAAACCUGGACUGAGGUCUGGUUCAGUUUCACAUGGGUGUAGUUGUGCCGAAGAUGGGCAGAGCUGUUCAUUGAGCUGAAAUCUUAGCUGUAAGUCUGCAAAUUCAUUUCUGAGAGUGAUUUAGAGGGCGCUUAGGGGGACUUGAACUUAGUGAAGUUAGGUCCAGGAUGACCUCUGGUCGUUUGAUCUGCAAAACAGAAGCAAAGAGAAAAAAUGUGGUACAAAUAAGAGCCGCAUUUAUUUAACUUAUAUUUCCAGAGGUACUCUAUAUUUAUUCCUUUAUUUCUUUUCCUAACACUCUUGUGCUGCCAGUCUUGUUAUCAGUAGACGGCUAUGUUUCCAAAUGCUGGGCGCAUGUCACAUCAGAGCUACUCUACUUAACGGUUUCUAACUUACAGAAAUGUUGGAAAAACUGGGAAACUCAGCUUUACCAAAAGCUCAGAUAGAUCUGACUAAGCCCUAAUAAGGAGAUGUGAUAGCAAAAUCAAACACUAGGCAGCCUGCUGAUAAAAGUGUUGAACAAAUAUAUAUUUCUAACUCUCCAACAGUAGUAAAACAACCUCAUUCUGAGUUAUCAAUGUCCCUGAAAAGCAGCUACUCUAUGUUUUUAUCAAACAGCUGCUGGGCUGUCUGAGCUUCUCUGGAGAAAUUUAACCUUUGAGUUCUGCUGCUGUUUAUUAAGUCUGCAGUAAGGAUCAUACUCAGACAUCUGAUGAUAUGAACACUCACAAUCCGUAAACAUGAACAAGGUUUAGGCUCAGAUAAACUUCUUUCAAGGAAGUAAAAUGUUGCUUCAGACUGCUAGUUUUCUGCAAAGAUAAGACAGAUUAGUCCGCUGACAUGGCAGCAGCUGUGAAAAAAGUCAUGACAAGGUUACAUCCCUGCUGCGUUCACAUCUCAGUUUCAGUUCAGUUCCGUUUUAUUUAUGUAGCAACACUUAAGGCACUUUAUAUUGUAAGGCAGAUGUUACGAAGAGAACCUCAACGAUUUGAUGAUCCCUUCAAAUGAGCAGCUGUGGCAGAAGAAAAACUAAAUUUUAAUAUGAAGAGACCUCCAGCAGAAACCAGGCUCAGGGAGGGACAGCUGUGAUUGGUUGGGGGUCAAGGUGAAAGAGAAGAACAGCUUUAUCAAAAAGUUUUCAACCUUUUCCAUCACUGUGCAGGAUGAAGCCUGCAUUACUGGCGCGCACACAGAUUCUGGCAGCAAAAAAUACAUUAUUUCCUCUGUUUAUGACGUUGCUUGAACACUACUCUGAUGCCCCCAUUGAACCAGGCAUCAGUGUUGUUUAAACAAACCGUUACCGACAGUUUCACCUUAAAGAAAGCGUGCUGAUUUUUACAUGCGGGACAGAUAACUGUCAGAUGACUAAGACUGAUUGGUUGCAUUCCCUCAGGGGUUGGCCAACCACAAAUGUUAAGCAAUCUGAGCCUCACUCCAGAGUUUCUUAACUUUCAGAAAGUACUACACCAUGAGCAGAGACCUUUUAAGUUCUCUGGAACCUAAUUUAGACCCUGGAGUCUUUUUGAAGGAUCCUAGCAGUAUAGAAAAAAGUCAAAUUUUCCAUCCUUACUUUCUACUGUCACAACUGAACCAGGCGCCUCGUUUUCCAAGCACAGACUGCAUAAAAGAAGGACGGUGCUGCCCAGUCUGAAAAGUGGAACCAUUAUGAAAGUGCCUUAAAUCUGUGUUCUUACUAAUGGCCAGAACUCCAAGUCCUAAUGUUUAGAGGCCAGUGAGAAGGUGACCCUACUUCUCACUUCAUUGAUGUCCUCAGUAAGCACUUUCCUGAUGAGGUUAUGCUCUCAGUUGCAACUUUGAAGUUUUCCUCAACAUACCAUGAUUUUGUAAAUUGGUUUCCCUCUCAUAUAAAUAAAUAGUAUGAAGGGAAUGCUUUAGCUCGUGGCUACCGUAUCAUUGACCAGCCACGAGUCUACCACCCACCUUCCUGGACCUUCUGCCAUGGUUCAGGGUUGGUGAAUUGAUCCCAGGCCUCGUAUCCCUGGGAAAAACACUGUAAUCCAGAGUUGGUUUUGAUGGCAGGCAAGCACCUUGUAGAUGAGUAUGUGAAUGUGUGAAUGACAAGCAGAUUGUAAGCCGUUUUCUAGACCUGCUAAGGUUGAAAGGCGCCAAAUAAGUGCACAUAAGCUUCUUCCGAAUCUGGACUCUUCUGGCACCACAAUGCCAAACCCAAGGCUUCGCAGACCGGCACUGACUAUGAUCUCUUCUUUUGUACAGUCUGUGUUUACUGGAGGCAUUCAAAACAUCAGACUUGGGUAAAACGCGUGAUCUGAUCGGGACCUGACUAUUGAUUGAGCAUUAGCAGCUGAGGAGCAGCACAAACGCUUCCAUUUUUCUCUUAACUCUGAAGUUUUAGUCUCCUCCUCGCCUUAAAACAUAACCAAAUGAUCAAGGUUAAUAAUGAGCAUGCUUGGAUCCAUUCGGAGACCUUUGGGUAUUGGACAUGUUGAUAUAAAAACUCACAGAUGUAAAAUUCCAACUCAUUAAAAAGAACAAAGCAAUCUGAAUGCAAAAGUUAAAAAAGGCCAGGGGGACUAGGAAGAAGUUCAUUUUUAAGUGUGCAGCUCUGAAUUGUGACAUGAAAAUAUAAUAGGAAAAGUACAGCAGCAAAAUAAGCAACAAAAACUUUAAAAUCAGGACAUAAAAGGAGACAAAAUUAUGUUAAAAAACAACAGUAAUAAGAGAGGCUUGAAUGAAAAGAAAAAUAUAGAACUGCAUUUUUUUUUUUUGGGCAGGUUGUUGCCUUCACUGCGUUUCAGUAAGUUUAGCUGCUAACUUUUGCUCACCUAUGUUUGCUUGUCUUUUUUUUUAGCCCUGGAGGUUGCCGCUUGUUUGAAGCCUCCGUACUCUUUGUUUAAAGGUACUUGAAGAAAAUUACUGUUUAGUUAAUUUUUGAAUGUUUCCAAAGUCUUUUAUACUUGGAUGAAGAGAUACCAACUGAAGUAAAGAACAGGUGGUAUUUUUGAGUAAUGUCACAAGAUUGUGCAGCAAUGUAGCCUUUUUUUUUCUGUAAGUACGCAAGUUAUAUAUAUAUAUAGAAACAUAUUUGCUUCACACAGGUGGCCUAGAAAAGGGCAAAGCUUCCUUAAAAAAAAGGAGCGGCUAAAAAGAAUUUAAUGUUAAAACGCAUAAAUAAGCUACUUCUUCAUUCACAGCAGUUAUCUCUGCCUGUUUUACCUUCCUGACACAACCCCAAAGGGAUUUGUGUCUCUUCCUCGAAUCACACCAAGGAUCUUUUGCUUAGAAGAUCAAUGUUUAAACAAAUAUACUAUGGUUGUGAAAGCAUCUCACCUGUAAGACGCUGCCUACCUGGUGAUGAAAGGUUUCAUAAAAUUUUUAAACGGUAACUCCAAAAAGAACAGUUAACCCUAUUUUGGAAUUCAUCAGGUUAUAUUUAAAAAUUCAAUAUAAAUUUUACUAGACUAGAAGAAGUUAAACAGAAAAGCAUCUUAGAGCACACUCACUGUCAAAACACUGCCCCCUGGUGGUGCAAGCCUGAGUUAAAUUAUGCAAAGGGUAACUACAAAAAGUACCUUUAAAAUGGAAUCGAGGUGUUAACCCAUUAACAGGAUGGUGUGCGUCGUUAUUGGUUCUAAAAAUAAAUUUAUUCAUGAAAAUAUAAAUAAAACAAGCUGAAGGGUACAGAAAACAAACUUAUGUGAACUAAAAGAGUAAUUAAAACCGUGAGAAUUAUAAAGUAUCUUCCUUUUUUUAGAUCAUCCUGAAACAUCCUGUCAGGAAGCCCAAUUUCUCUCAUAACCCUUUCUCUUUGGGAAUCUGAAUGUCUUCGUCCUGGACAAAAUAAACGUGCCUCGCUCUGUAAAGUCCUCGCGCUGUGACGAAGCCUCUGCGUAGGUGGCGCCACCCAGUCUGCCCAGAGCAGCGAACCCGUUUCCUUCACGCUGCUGCAGAAAUCAAACGUCCCGCUGUAAUUGGACUCACUCCACAGGACUCGACCCGGCACAAACUACAGUAACCAGCCACCAUAUUGCAUGUUCCAGAGUUUAGUGCCUAUAAUAUUGUGCGUCUUGCCAGAAGCCACCAUGUCAGCCAAGCCAUGUUGUGUUUCUAGAUUAGUAGUGAUGUGUGUGGUGACUUCAUAGUUGCUAAUAUUGAGGAUGAAUAUUCUGCUUUUAUUCUGGUUGGAAUUCAGUGGAAACUCCAAUACACUGUCGCUGUAGACAAACUAGUUUUUACCUGUUUUCUUAUUUUUCUUUCUAACUAAAAGCGUUUGUUGUCCCCUGA